Messenger RNA from Candida dubliniensis CD36, 1119 nucleotides. RefSeq lists its product as uncharacterized. Gene Ontology annotation, molecular function: oxidoreductase activity, acting on the CH-CH group of donors, NAD or NADP as acceptor. The transcript has a single exon. The coding region runs from base 1 to 1119 and encodes 372 amino acids. NCBI's taxonomy places the organism in Eukaryota, Fungi, Ascomycota, Pichiomycetes, Serinales, Debaryomycetaceae. The record is from RefSeq and is a predicted model, not a curated record.
AUGUCUGCUCCUAAAGUUGCUACUCAAGUUUUCUUGAAAACCUGUCCAUCUGGUUUCAUUCAAACUAAAGUUAAUGAAGACGACUCCACUUUUGAAAUCAAAGAAGUCCCAAUUCCAGAAUUAAAAGAAGGUCAGGUUUUAGCUAAAGUGUUAUACUUGUCUAAUGAUCCAACCCAAAGAACUUGGUUAAGAAAAGCAGGUGACAAUUCUCCAAGUUAUUUGCCACCAGUCCACGAAGGCACCCCAAUGGCUUCAUUGGGUUUAGCUGAAAUUGUUGAAUCCAAGUCAGACAAAUACCAAAAAGGUGACAUUGCCAGUGGUAGAAUUUACUGGGCCGAUUAUGCUGUUGUUCCAGAUGCUGUUUUCUUCAACAAAAUUGACAAGAGUUUGGGAUUGCCUUUGGAAUUCUAUUUGUCUAUUUUAGGUAUGACUACGUUGACUGCAUUCUUUGGUUUGACCGAAGUUGCUAAAUUAAAGAAAUACUUGGGCGGUCCAAAAGAAGGUGAAAAAGGUCCAGUUGUAUGUGUAUCUGCUGCAUCUGGAGCCACUGGAUCGUCUGUUGUUCAAAUUGCCAAACACUUGUUGGGUGCUUCUAAAGUGAUUGGUAUUUCUGGUUCAGAUGAAAAAUGUAAAUGGGUUGAAAGCUUAGGUGCUGAUUUGUGUGUCAAUUACAAAAAUCCAGAAUGGCAAAAUCAAGUCAGUGAUUACUUGGCCAAAGACAACGAAGGAAUUGAUGUUUACUUUGAUUGUGUUGGUGGGGAAAUUUUGAGUUUUAUUUUGACAAAGAUCAACAAGUUUGGUCAUGUUGCUGCCUGUGGUGCUAUCUCGGGUUACAAUGACAAUAAAGCUUUUGCUGUCACCACCUGGCCAUACAUCAUUACCAACUCCUUGAGUGUCAAUGGUUUCAUUGUUGGUAACUUUGCUGCUCAAUUCCCAGAAGCUAUCAAGAUUCUUGGUGCUGCUGUUAAAGAAGGUAAAAUCAAAGCUCAAGGUGCUUACCAUGUUGAAAAGUUAUCUGGUGAUGAACCAGCAAAACGUUUAGCUGAUAUUCCAAGAAUUUGGAACAUGUUGUUUGAGGAUAACAAGCCAAAUGGUAAAUUGCUUAUUAAGGUUGAUUAG